Molecule: messenger RNA, 3986 nt
Organism: Liolophura sinensis
Lineage: Eukaryota; Metazoa; Mollusca; Polyplacophora; Chitonida; Chitonidae
Product: cyclic nucleotide-gated cation channel alpha-3-like
Biological process (GO): potassium ion transport; transmembrane transport
Cellular component (GO): membrane
Molecular function (GO): intracellularly cyclic nucleotide-activated monoatomic cation channel activity; voltage-gated potassium channel activity; protein-containing complex binding
Source: RefSeq, a predicted model, not a curated record
GGAGAUCAGUGAACUGGAGAAUAACCAAUGUUGUAUAUGUAUACAUAUAUGUGUUAUACAUAAUUUAACGUCAAUCAUUAGCACGGAUACCCUUGACUGAACAGUUGUGCAGCACCUACACUUACUAUUUCCGGCUCAAGUUGUAGUGGACAGAUUCACACUAUAGUACCAGCACAAAAGUCUUGAGCAACAGUUACAGACCGUGCAGCGGUUAUAUUGUGUAACGUUUCCUGUCGUCGACCAUUAGCCGGGUUUCACGCGUGUUUGACAGCCGGUAAAUCAGCAUUGGGUAAAUGGUCGAAAGAAAAGUACCAAAAUGCAAAAACAUACAUGAUUGGUAUUUUGAAAUCAAAUCCAUGAAUUUCCGUCUACAUAAACUGUGAGAUAUACGUUGACAGUGUCCAUGUGAAGAAUGCCAUCUGCUGUGUUAUAUAGGAUAUUCUCCAGGUGGCGAAGGCCUCACAUGUUUAAGCAUGAAGGUUCUAUGGGUGAAGGUCUGGACGAGGGAGACUCGGAAGACGGUCAAAGUGUAAUUGGAUCGUUUCCCUCCGAAGAAAGAAGGCGAUCAUCUUCAGCGGACAGUGAGAGUGCGCAGAGCUGGGACUUUAACUGGAAAGAUGUGAUCUUUGAUCCUGAUGGACCGGCUUACUAUUACUGGCUGGCUGUGAGCGCGAUGGCUGCGAUGUACAAUUGUGGGAUAUUAAUAGUACGUUUGGCCUUUCCUGAACUCAGAGAAGGGACGUCGUAUCAAUCACUAUUUACCUUUUGUGAUUAUCUGAGUGAUGUGAUUUACCUUAUUGAUAUUGGAGUACACCUGAGAACGGGUUACCUGGAGGAUGGUAUAAUGGUGUUGGAUCCCGAAAAACUGAAGCAAAACUACAUACAAAAGAAGGACUUUAAACUGGCUGUCUUGUCACUGGUCCCUGUUGGGAGUGCUGUCGUUGUUCUAAGUAGAAUCGGUAGCGUAUUUGGUAUAAGAGUCGUAGAUCAAGUCUACAGCCCAAUAACACGAAUCCACCGUCUUCUCAAAUAUCAUGUUGUGCCAAAAUUCUUUGAAAUAACUGACAGUCAAACCAGUAAUCCGAAUGUAGUCCGGGCUUAACUAUCCCUGUAUCUGUGGAUAGUUAUUCACUGGAUUGGAUGCUUUUAUUACAUGGUAUCUGAGUACGAAGGGCUGGGCAGCACAGAGUGGGUUUACCCGAGCAGUCCGGAUAGUCAAAGAUUGUCACGAAAAUACAUAUUGUGCUUUUAUUGGUCCAUGAUGACAUUAACAACUAUUGGUGAACGCCAGCCACCGGAAAGCGAUAUCGAAUACAUCUUUACCGGUUUGACCUUUCUGAUCGGGGUGUUCGUAUUUGCUGCUGUGGUUGGAAAUGUCGGUGAUGUGAUCAGCAACAUGAACGCCGCCAGACAGGAUUACGUUGCAAGGAUGGACCAAAUCAAAUUUUACAUGAAUCACAGAAAUGUGCCAACCUUUUUGCAAAACCGAGUUAAGAGAUGGGCCAAUUAUUCCUGGACUAGAACGCAGGCUAUUGAUGAAGCGAGUUUGUUAGAAAUGCUGCCAGAGAGGAUCCGAACUGAGAUAGCCAUCCACACCAACCUGGACACGCUGAAGAAAGUACAGAUAUUCGAGGAAUGUGAGGAAGGUUUGUUACAAGAACUCGUCCUCAAGCUCCGUCCACAGAUUUUCUCUCCACGGGAUUAUAUCUGCCGAAUCGGAGAAAUUGGGAGAGAAAUGUACAUAAUAAACCAUGGAAAAGUGGAGAUUUUAGUUAAAAACCCAGCCACUGGUGAUAAGAUGGUCGUAGCAACUUUAAUGGCGGGGAACUACUUUGGAGAAAUCAGUCUGCUGAAGCUUGACGCUGGUCAAAACAGGCGAACAGCUGACGUUAGAUCGGUGGGUUACUCUGAACUACUUUGUCUCUCUCGGAAGGACUUAAUAACCGCCCUCGUUGAGUAUCCAGACGCCAAAGUCAUCCUGGAGAAAAAGGCUCAUGAAAGGAUGCAAAUGAACAAGCAAGUGAGGCGAAAAAGCGGACCGGAUGUAGAAUCUGAGGAGGAAAACGUUCAACGGACAGCUCCAAAAUCAUCACGUGCCUUGGCAAUUAACCAGAAGAGUAGAUUGGCUGACGUCAUACGUUCCACUACGUUUCAAAAUUUAAUAUCAAAGCGAGGUAAAGAGAUGACAGAGUUAAAGGAUCUAAUCAAUGAGCUGAAAGCCUUCGAUAGUCAGGCAACAAAACUCAGGAUACAGCAGCUCUCGGAAAAGUGUGAAAGCCUUAUGGGUCAGUUACGAACCAGAGACACAGAAUUGCAGCAGGCCAUUAAGAGAAUUGCAGAGUUGGAGCAAGUCAUCCUUGGACCGGCCAAGAGAAAAUGGAUGUCAGUGGAGCUCAAUGGUGUAAAGGUUUCAGACGUAAGGGAAGAGGACAGUGAAGAUGCGGACAUGCAAGAUUUUGCGUUAGAUAUUUUUCAGCAACCAUCCGAGCGAAACGAAAACUGUGUGCACUUGGGAUCUCGCAAUCUCGCGGGAACCAACGGUAAUACGCAUCCUUCCAAUGGACAGUUGCGUCCUUCUAAUGGACUGUCUCAAAGCUGUCAUCUAGUAUGUACCGGUCCGUCACAACCUGCGAACGCCACUCAGUCACAACGUGUGACCGACCGGUUACAAACUGCAAAUGGUCAAUCACAAUUUGUGAAUAACCAGUCAAAACCUGCGAACGUCCAUUCACAGCUUGAGAACGUCAAGUCACAACCGGCGAAUAGCCGGAUGGAAAGUCUCACCAAUGAAACACAGAACAAUGGAACAGCUUCAGUUGUCCCAGAAAUAAACCAUAAUUGUGAGCGGACAGUGUCUAACGAUUCAGAGGACACAAAUUUAACGGAUGUCUUCGGUAAUGGAGACGAGAUCGACUUAAGCGAUGCUUUGUUUGCAAUGAUGUCAAUGGGUGAGAGCCAAUCUUUGAGCGAUGUGUCUAACAGUAACUCUGAAUCUAAUGCAAGCAGUGAUGUAGACAGUGACGCAAUGGAUUUGUGACCAAUCACGUGUGAUCUUCAGACUUUUUUUUCAUAUAUGGGGGUAUCUUCAUGGACGCAAGUUCAAGCCAUGAAAAAUGUUUUGAUACUCUCAUUCAGUGUCAGCUUAUGUCCAAACUCCAAAAAUUGGAUUGCUGCAUGGAAGAAUCCACUGGCACUACAUUUAUGUGUGCCAUACCCUCACGUGAUGAAUGUAUCCAUCAUAACCAUAUUUUUUUUUUCUCGUAAAACACAUUUUUGUUUGUUAUGUAAUGCAGGCUGUCGUAAAGGUAGAUUUGGGGCGAAAUAUUGUGAAUUGUAUUCAAAUUAGCAAAUGUGGAAAUAUUUUUCCAUUUACUGAACUCGGAGAGCAUAAAGAUAGUAAAAUAUUGCGUGAAACGCAAUUGAAAUAAUAUCAGUAGAAAAGUAUUGGUUUGUACAACGCAAUACUUAAAUGCUCAUUGUUAUUUCUUUUUGACCACAUUCUUAUCCAUGGAUAAAUUUUUUAAAGCGAGGAAUGUUUCAUCAUACAUUGAACUGAAACACCAUAAUUACUUUAUUUUGGCAUGGUCCCGUUUUAUGACAGUAUUUCUAUUAUAUGUGUUUUCAUAUUUGUUUCGAACUUCCAACAUUCCUUGUAUUAUUUUUCUGAGGUGGACUGUUAUAGCCCUACUCUGUGUUCUAGUCCAGUGGUGUUAAAUACUCAGAGAUUGUUAGAGUAUCACCGAUAUGUAUACUUACACAAUUGUGAGAUGUUUGGAUGUGUUGAUAACGCUACUUACAACAUGAAUAUUGUUAAUAUCUCAAACUGUUACAGAAAAUCUGAUAAAAUUUUUAAUCAAAUACGAUAUACUUGCCUCUCUUUACCGUAUUUAACGUUUGAUUUGUGACGGGAUAACAGCGACGCUUAAUACGUUGUAGUAUCUUUUGAACAAUGUUAAGGAGAAUUCUGACUAUAAAAUAGUCAUUCU